UAAAUCAUUAUUUUUUUGUGUCAAGUUUGUUUGAGCCUGCUUGUCUGCCUGUAGACGAACCUACACCAUCUAAAAGUAAAGAAGAAAAAUAGAACACAAAAUCUAAGGAAGUCCAUCAUAAAGUAAUGUCAAAUCUGGACGCCUAACACCCCCAAAUCAACUUGAUUAGUGUCCGGUUUGAAUCAAUCCCAACCAAGUGAUACAAAGCUGAUUACGCAAGGAUUCCAUGAACUGACCCUGAUAUCCCUCUGCCUGUCAUUCAGUGAGUCAGAGUGUGAGUUGACACCCGAGCUGAGCCAUGGGGUUUGGCUGUCCUGAGGGUCACUUCUGGGAUGGCCUGGUGAGGAAGUGUCUGACCUGUCAGAUGGUCUGCCAGCAGCCGCACCACCACCUCAGAUGCAUCGAGUACUGUGCUUCUCUAGGGUGUAAGGCAGUCCCAGGGCAGUACUACGACAGGCUGUUGAAGAAGUGUCUGACAUGUGCUGUGGUGUGUGGCAACCAUCCCUCAGAGUGUUCCCGCCAAUGUAAGACCCAACAGCCUGACUUGAGUGCAACCUUGAGGCCUGUGGACGGGACAGUCUUCCAGAACCCUACCACCAAGGGGGGCUCCCUACUCAGUGGUGUGCCUAACUCAGUCAUCCUGGUGUACUCUCUGCUGGGCUUGUGUCUGGCACUGCUGCUGUUGACCCUGUCUUUGGCCCUGCUUGUGCUGCUGAGGAGGGCCAGUGCCAGAGGUCCCCGACCAGGGGCCACACAGAGCAGUCCCACCCAGGGCCGUGGAAGCCAGGAGGCCCAAGAGCCUAACCAGCACAGCAAGUCCUCCAAAGACAACCUGAUGGAUCCAUCCCUGCCCAAGCUGAACAGUGUGACAGCGGGCCGUUCGUCCAGCCCAAUAGAGACCUGUGUGUGUGUCCACUGCUUCCCUGACCUCAGAGUGCCUGGCAGAGGUGAGAAGCAGCAGAGACCCCCUCUCACCCUCUACCAGCAGGCUGUCCCCCAGGACCUCCACACUCCUACCAGACGACUCACUUGUGGAUCAUCAGAAAAAAUAAUCUGCUCCCCCUCUCAGCCUAGCUUCUGACCGGAGCAGAACUGAAACCGACUGGACACUACGGCAAUCAUAGAAAUCCUAUUAAAUUACUAGAGGGGCUAUGUCAUAAACCCUCAAAGUUCCAUAAUGGGGUGAAAAUGGCAGCAAUCUUGGUCAGGGAGAAAUCCAAAACCAGUCUAAUUGGAAUGAAUGGCAGAGGCAUAGGUGAUGCAUUUCCUGCUUUUACUGAUGCAGGAAAAUAAAAGUAAGGCAGGUGAUGUAUUAGAAAUUGUGUAAUGUAAUUAUAGUCAACCUAAAAUAGUAUUGUAAUUCUAAAAACAUUUGAUACUGGUUUUAUACCAUUUUUCUGUACAAAUACCUUCUAAAAUACAUGUAAACAGACCAUACGUCUUAGUUUUCUUGAAAAACGGUGUGCUACUCUAUGAUACAAUAUCAGUACUCGUUGCAUUUAGGUCUCAGUCAUAUCAUCAACUGAUUUGAGCCCGUGUAUAGCUGUGUAUUGUCUGCCUUGUUUGAAUGGAAUGUUUGCUUGUUGGCAGUUAAUUAGAAACAUUUAUGGUGUCCUUCCUCAAAAACUGGUUGGGCAGCUAGCUAGCAAACACCCAUACCGUCAUGUCCUGAUCUGUUUCACCUGUCCUUGUGAUUGUCUCCACCCCCUCCAGGUGUCGCUUAUUUUCCCCAGUGUAUUUAUCCCAGUGUUUCCUGUCUCUCUGUGCCAGUUCGCCUUGUAUGUUUCCAAGUCAACCAGCGGUUUUCCCGUUCUCCUGCUUUUUGCAUUCUCCUUUUUCUAGUCCUCCUGGUUUUGACCCUUGCCUGUUUCUGGACUUUGUACCCGCCUGUCUGACCAUUCUGCCUGCCCCGGCCACUCUGUACCUCCUGGACUCUGAUCUGAUUUUGACCUUUUUGCCUGUCCACGACCAUUCUCUUGACUACCCCUUUGGAUUACUUAACAUUGUAAGACUCCAACCAUUUGCCUACUGUGUUAGCAUUUUGGUCUCACCUUGUGCCUCGAUACACACAGAGCAGAUCAGUUUUACACAAUAUCUUAAUACAGCACUGGCAAACCAAAGUUGACCAACUCCCUGACUAUCAUGGCUGACCUUUGGACCAUCAUGAGGUUCAUGGCCAUUCUAGUAUUAUAAUUCUAUUAUAGUCGCAAUAAAACAACCCUAGACAGAUGACACGCCCACUCCAGGGUAGUUUCCCCUAGGUACAGAUCUAGGAUCAGCUUGCCCUCCACAAUCCUAACCUGAACCAUUAGGAGGAAAAAAACAACUAAACUGUCCCAAGAUCAGCCACAUCUAUGGGUAACUUCACCUGGCCUACACCAUGCAGACCAGAAACUGUGACGUGAGAAGUCUGGAGAGCAGAAAUUAAAUAGGUGGUAAAGGAUACACAAACGGUAUUGAGGGAGUGACACACAAGGGAGUAACAGAGAACAUGAUUUAUGCCUGUAUGUACUCACCCCAAACAAAUGACACCCGCUGCAUCUCUCGGGAGACAUUCACAUGUGGGUGGCCUCCUUGUGCCAUGAUUCAGCAAAGACCUCCAGUAAGUCUUGUAGAAGUUAAUAAAACCCUGAAGCACACGAGAGUAUAGACAUAGAUUUUUUAUUGUGUGUCUCACCAUCAGUGUCCAGUUCUUGCAGCAGAUAAAGUGUGGGGGAUGUAUUUUUGACUAGCAUAAUAACCCUUGACCUUUUCCAGCCACAUGGAUAAAGGAACUCAGUUUAUACCUUGGUUUUCUUUUUUAACAUACAUACAUACUUUAACAUACAUAAUUAACAUGUGAAAAAAAAAGUACUGAUUCAGUACACAAACAUGCGCACAACACAUGUGCGUACACCCACACACACAAUUAGAGCAACAUGUGGCCAAAGUUUAACACUGUCGGAUCGCGCCACGGCAGGAUACACACCGUGUCAGAAUAGUGCUCGUCUUUUUCUUAUUCACAACAACGCAUCACCUGAAACAUCUUCACAACCAUGUCAGCAACAAAAUAAUUAUCCCGUCACAAGAAACAAACAAACCAACCAACAAAUGUGAAAAAGGCUCGACAACAGCAGUCUCAUGAGAAGAAGCAUACAUUUUUUCAAAAAAUACAUGAUUGACUGCACAACAUAACAAGGACAGGGGUUCGAGGGAGGGGGGAACAUUGGAAACCGUGAACAAGGAUUCAAAUGACUUAUAAAAAUAUACUUCUAUAUUUUCCCUGCCCUCACAGAAAAAAGAAAAGAAAAGAAAGAGGGUGGGACUUUUCACAGAACAACCUCCUCCCUUUCUCUACCUCCCAUCUUUUUUUCAG
This is a messenger RNA of Oncorhynchus mykiss (rainbow trout), 3355 nucleotides long. Its product is annotated as tumor necrosis factor receptor superfamily member 13B. The record is from RefSeq and is a predicted model, not a curated record. Gene Ontology annotation, biological process: negative regulation of B cell proliferation; hematopoietic progenitor cell differentiation; B cell homeostasis. Lineage: Eukaryota; Metazoa; Chordata; Actinopteri; Salmoniformes; Salmonidae. Gene Ontology annotation, cellular component: plasma membrane.